Molecule: messenger RNA, 5634 nt
Organism: Knipowitschia caucasica
Lineage: Eukaryota; Metazoa; Chordata; Actinopteri; Gobiiformes; Gobiidae
Source: the annotation of a GenBank genome assembly
AUGACCCUGAAGAAGGGGCCCCCAGAGGAGGCCACAGCGCCCCCUAGUCCUCUGGUGCCUCCCAAACGCUCUAAAGCCGAGCACAGUCCUGGUGCCAGCGCUCCGGUCUUCACACGCAAGAUGAGGAACGCCGCGGUGGGAACGGGCUGCGACAUCCGCCUCAAGGUGUGUGUGAGCGGGGACCCUCAGCCCUCCCUGUACUGGUAUCAUAAUGAGGACCUGUUGGACAUGGAGAACCAGGAGUACGGAGGUUUGUGGAUCCGGGACUGCAAACCCACUGACGCUGGACUCUAUACCUGCAUCGCCAACAACCACCAGGGGGAGGCGAGGAGCAGCGCCGUGCUGGCUGUGUUGGACCUGGGGGAAGAGUCGGAGUCGGAGGAGGAGGAUGGGGAGGAGCUGGAGGAGCGAGCAGACUCUGUGAUGGACACAGCUGCAGAUGUGGAUCCACAACAUGAAGACCACACGGCAAUCAGGGAGUCCCCUCCCCAGACGCUUCCCCCUCCCUCCCCUCGCCCGUCCAAACGCCUCCCUUCCUCUCCCAUGCCCUCCUCCCCCAUGCCCUCGCGCUCCACCACGCCCAUCGGAGCACGCAAGAGGAUCAGCGUUCCGCCCGGAGACUACCAGGACACGGUCCCCGGCGAGUUCCAGGACAAAGUCAAACAGCCCAAACCCGCGCUCACAAACACCUGCCAGCAGGAGACCCGCCCGCAGACACCUCUGAGCGAGCAGUCACGCAAGGAGUACACCCCCAGACCGUCGCCAAAGCUCACACGCGCCAGCUCCAAAGUAUUUGAGAAGGUGCGCGGGCUGGAGGAGCGCCGCCGCAGCCUGGACGUCCCCGAGGGCUCGGUCUCAGGGCGCUCGUGGGCGGGCUUUAACCGCGCCGGCUCCGUGGACUCGGACGAUGGCGGCAGCCGCUUGGGGAUUUCCAGGGAGAGCUCCAGAGAGGACCUCCGCGAGGCUCUGAAGGAGGACGCGGCUGAGCGCAGGAGCAUGUUCAGGCAGAGGGCGGCGUCUCUGGAGGACAAGCCGCGUUACUCUCAGAAAGUGCAAGACAUCGAGAACAAGUUCACAGAAGAGCUACAGCGCAUCAAGAAGCUGGUGGGGAAGACGCACAUGAAGAAGUCCUUCUCCACAGAGCAGCUCACACUCAAGGCCAAGCAGCGCACGCCGCUGCGCAAGAUAGAGCCCAUUCCCCCACAGGUUCUACAGAAGCUCCAGGAGAGAGAGAGAGCAGGCUGGGACAAAGAGAAAGCGCAGAGACAGGAGAGAGACCCGCUGAGCCCGCCUGAGUCGGUGCAGCUCACGGAGCUGCCCGGCCAGCGCCCGCUCCGCAGCCCGAUAACUGAGGUCGCUCAGCGGUCGUCAUCGCCGCUGGUGCAGCAGCUGGAGGCGCCGCGCAGAGAGAAGCGGCCUCCGAGCCCGCUGGUGCAGAGGGUCACACCGCGUCUCCAGGACGACGCCUCAGGCCGCAGGACGCCUGUGGAGGUUGCUCUGCGCAGAGUGGAGGCGCGGCCCGAGAGUCCCCUGGUGCAGAGGAGGGGAGGUGCAGAUGUCCCGCCUCCCAAACCACUGCGCACCAGCGAAGACCCGGGCUGGAGCGUCCCCAGGAUCGUGGUGCGAGAGGAGAAGACCGUGCCAAAAGAGGGGAGCCGAGAGGGGGCCCUCAAGAGCCGCAAGAAGAAGACCAGACCCAUGUCUCCGGAGCAAGACUCCUCAGACGACUCGUACGUCUCGGCCGGUGAGGACCCCCUGGAGUCUCCGGUCUUUGAGUUCCCUCUGCAGGACACAGUCAGUGUCUCAGGAGCCGACUUGGUCCUCAAGUGCAUCAUCUCCGGGACCCCCAAACCAGAAGUGACGUGGUCCAAAGAUGGAGGUCCGGUCUCAGGUCUGGGUCUGAACUAUGCAGUGAAGGUGGAAGGAGAGCGUCACAGUCUCUGGAUCAAAUCUGUGAGAGUUUGCAACGGCGGCGUUUACUGUGCGAGCGCCAAGAACGAGAUCGGGGAGGCCUCCAGCUCCGCCACGCUGACCGUGAGAGUGUUUCUCUGGAUUACCGUGCGCUUGUGUUUCGGAAUGUUUGUUGCCCGUGUACCGGCCUCCGGGCGAGGCGUAAUGCCCGGGAUGGCCGGGGACAGAGGUUUGGAGCAGCUGACGCGGCGUCACGCUGUGAAGCUUGUGACUGCGGCGUCCUGCUCUGUGGAGGAGGCGAUACUCGCUGUGGGGAAAGAAGUGGGAUACGUCCACAUUAAGUCUGCUUCACGUAUGAACGGAGCGGUCGUGAUCUUUCUGUCCAGCACUGAGAAGGUGGCGGAGGCCGUGGAGAAGGGAGCCACCAUCCAGGGCCUGUUCACCUCUGUCCUGCCGCUGGUGAGUCCCGCCAGGCGGGUCAUCGUCUCCAACGCUCCUCCGUUUAUCAAGAACGAGACUCUAGCUGCAGAACUGUCCCGGUUCGGACAGCUGACACGUAGUGACCAUCGCAGACAGGUGCUCAUGGUGCUGAAGGACCAUCGCAGACAGGUGCUCAUGGUGCUGAAGGACCAUCGCAGACAGGUGCUCAUGGUGCUGAAGGAUAACUCCGAAUUAAACCUGUCCUUCACUUUUAAAGUUGAUGGAUUCAGUUAUCGCGGAGGCCGCGGAGCCAUCGGGGGACCGCCCCCGGCCCCAACACCUCCCCCCGCGGACGGCACUGCUGGGGACCCCCCCGACAACCCAGACACUGCUGCGGGGCCCGCGGUGGAGCCCGCGGUGGAGCCCGCUGCGGGGCCCGCAGUGGAGGCCCCCACUGCUGUCAAUGACCCUGACAGCACUCCUCCUCCCCCCGAGGAGCAGGUGUGUGACAUGAGUCAGGAGCUGAGCAGUGUGGGAGACAAGAACAUGGUGUCUCCGAACUCGAACCUGAACCUCCCUCUGGACCUGAGCAGCCCGAUCACAUCUGACGAGGAGUACCUGAGUCCCCUAGAGGAGAGUGUGGAAACUACAGCCGACUCACACCGGCUGAGCCCACGAUUCAAACAACCCCCUGCCUUUGUGUCCACCAUGAGUGACCAGUCCGUGGUUGAGGGUCGGGAGGUGUCUUUCUCAGUGCGGGUCAGCGGCCAGCCCAAACCCAUGCUCUACUGGCUGCGGGACAGAGUGACGGUGAAGUCUGGUCCUCGUCACCUGGUCUCGGAGACAGACGACAGGUUCGAGAUGACCAUCCUGUCCGCGGCGCGCUCGGACACUGGAGUCUACACCUGCAAGAUCAUCAACGAGUAUGGAAGCAAGCAGUGCGAGGCGCUGCUGAGGGUCACAGGCGCUGCUGAGGGUCACAGGUACGAGGGGGGGUGCGAGGCGCUGCUGAGGGUCACAGGUACGAGGGAGGGGGGUGAGGCGCUGCUGAGGGUCACAGGUACGAGGGGGGUGCGAGGCGCUGCUGUGGGUCACAGGUACGAGGGGGGGGUACGAGGGGGGGUGCGAGGCGCUGCUGAGGGUCACAGGUACGAGGGGGGGGUGCGAGGCGCUGCUGAGGGUCACAGGUACGAGGGGGGGUGCAAGGCGCUGCUGAGGGUCACAGGUACGAGGGAGGGGGGUGAGGCACUGCUGAGGGUCACAGGUACGAGGGGGGGUGAGGCGCUGCUGAGGGUGACAGGUACGAGGGGGGGGGUGCGAGGCGCUGCUGAGGGUCACAGGUACGAGGGGGGGUACGAGGGGGGGUGCGAGGCGCUGCUGAGGGUCACAUUUACGAGGGGGGGUGAGGCGCUGCUGAGGGUCACAGGUACGAGGGGGGGGUACGAGGUGCUGCUGAGGGUCACAGGUACGACGGGGGGGUGCGAGGCGCUGCUGAGGGUCACAGGCGCUGCUGAGGGUCACAGGUACGAGGGGGGGUGCGAGGCGCUGCUGAGGGUCACAGGUACGAGGGAGGGGGGUGAGGCGCUGCUGAGGGUCACAGGUACGAGGGGGGUGCGAGGCGCUGCUGUGGGUCACAGGUACGAGGGGGGGGUACGAGGGGGGGUGCGAGGCGCUGCUGAGGGUCACAGGUACGAGGGGGGGUGCGAGGCGCUGCUGAGGGUCACAGGUACGAGGGAGGGGGGUGAGGCGCUGCUGAGGGUCACAGGUACGAGGGGGGUGCGAGGCGCUGCUGUGGGUCACAGGUACGAGGGGGGGGUACGAGGGGGGGUGCGAGGCGCUGCUGAGGGUCACAGGUACGAGGGGGGGGUGCGAGGCGCUGCUGAGGGUCACAGGUACGAGGGGGGGUGCAAGGCGCUGCUGAGGGUCACAGGUACGAGGGAGGGGGGUGAGGCGCUGCUGAGGGUCACAGGUACGAGGGGGGGUGAGGCGCUGCUGAGGGUGACAGGUACGAGGGGGGGGGUGCGAGGCGCUGCUGAGGGUCACAGGUACGAGGGGGGGUACGAGGGGGGGUGCGAGGCGCUGCUGAGGGUCACAUUUACGAGGGGGGGUGAGGCGCUGCUGAGGGUCACAGGUACGAGGGGGGGGUGCGAGGUGCUGCUGAGGGUCACAGGUACGAGGGGGGGGUGCGAGGCGCUGCUGAGGGUCACAGGUACGAGGGAGGGGGUACGAGGGGGGGGUGAGGCGCUGCUGAGGGUCACAGGUACGAGGGAAGGGGGUGAGGCGCUGCUGAGGGUCACAGGUACGAGGGGGGGGCGCGAGGUGCUGCUGAGGGUCACAGCUCCGCCUAUAGAGCCCGCCCUGGCCGUGGUCCGCCCAGUCCGGGACGUUGCGGCUAAAGCCGGGGACACGGUGCUGCUGGAGUGCCACGUGAGCGGCCCCAAAGACACAGACGUGGACUGGCUCUCAGACGGGAGGCUCAUUCAGCCUGCGCUGCUCAACUGUAAGAUGCAGGUCAAAGGACGCUCCUGCCGCCUGCUGCUGCACUCUGUCCACGAGGACGACUCUGGGACCUACACCUGCAAGAUCAGCUCCAGCAGAGAGGAGGUGACCUCCACAGGCAGACUCUCAGUGCAGCCCUCAGUGGAGCCUCUCUUCACUCGGAAGCUGGACGUCCUGGAGGUCAUCGAGGGACGCACCGCUCGCUUCGACUGCAAAGUGAGCGGGACGCCGGCCCCAAAGGUCGUCUGGAGCCACUUUGACCAGCCGCUGGUGGAGAAUGAGGAUGUGCGUAUGGUGCGGGAGGGCGGCCGACACUCGCUCAUCAUUUCACACGUAACCAACGACGAUGAAGGAUUCUACACCGUCACCGCGAGGAACCCCCACGGAGACGCUGAGAGUUCUGCUGAGCUGUACAUACAGGAGCACAGGCCGGCCAUCUCCUCCCAGAUGGCGAAGCUGGAGAAGAUGCCAUCGAUCCCGGAGGAGCCCGAGGUCCCGGACUCGGACCUGGAGCGGUUCUCGAUGCCGGACUUCACCAAAGCUCUGCUGGACCUGGACGUGGUGGAAGGACGAGAGGCGGUGCUCAAGUGCAGAGUGUCGGGGCUGCCCUACCCCAGUAUCAGCUGGUACCACAACGGUCUGCCCAUCAGGAGCACCGAGGACCGCAAGAUGAUGCAGCAUCGUGACGUUCACAGUCUGUUGAUCCGGAGUGUGACUCAUUCUCACGGAGGAGUUUACAAAAGUGUCAUCGCCAACAAAGUGGGAAAAGCCACGUGCUACGCUCACCUCUACGUCACUGGUUAG